This is a messenger RNA of Betta splendens (Siamese fighting fish), 1469 nucleotides long. Its product is annotated as monoacylglycerol lipase abhd6-A-like. NCBI's taxonomy places the organism in Eukaryota, Metazoa, Chordata, Actinopteri, Anabantiformes, Osphronemidae. The coding region runs from base 168 to 1187 and encodes 339 amino acids. The record is from RefSeq and is a predicted model, not a curated record. The transcript has 9 exons.
CGGCCCCUGAACGCAGCGCGCCUCGGAUAGCGGGGCAGAGCGCAGUUCAAAGGCGGUUGUGUAAUUAGUGGGUGAACGGGGAAGCGGAGUGUGCGCAGAGCAGCCGCCGCUCGAGCCGGACUCGCACCGCUGCAGUGGAGCUUCUUCCCGCACAGGAGUCAGCAGUGAUGGACUUCCGUGUUGGACAAACCUUAAUGGUGGCAGCAGUCGUUGUGGUCGUCCCAGUCGUCGCCUUCGGCGCCUUCUUCAUGUUCUGGCCUGGAGCUCUCAUCAAAGCCUACAACUGGUACGUCCGGCGCAGGCUGGGGCUGCUGGUCCGCUACUCCUACAGCGGAAGCUACCGCUUCUGCUACUCCAGCCGUGGGACGCCUCAGGGCCCCACGCCGUCGCUGCUGCUGCUGCACGGCUUCUCUGCCAGCAAGGACAUGUGGCUGCCCGUGGUCAAGCACCUCCCCAGAGACCAGCAUGUGGUGUGUGUGGACAUGCCGGGCCACGAGGGGACGUGUCGCACCGGGGCCAACGACUACAGCAUCAAAGGCCAGGUCGCCCGAAUCCACCAGUUCGUGCAGAGCAUUGGUCUGGAUAGAAGACCCUUCCAUCUGGUUGGGACGUCGAUGGGUGGGAACGUGGCAGGAGUGUAUGCUGCCACCUACCCCUCCUCUCUGUGCAGCAUCACCCUGAUGUGCCCGGCAGGUCUGAUUUACCCCAAAGACUCUGAGUUCGUCAGUCGACUGAAGGAGCUGGAGAAAACGCAGCAGGAAGACUCGAUCCCUCUGAUUCCCAGCUCUCUGCCGCAGCUGGAGGACAUGCUGAGACUCUGCUGCCACAACCCUCUGAACCUGCCCCGACAGGUCCUGAAGGGUCUGCUGGACAACAGGAUGCCCAACAAUGGUUUCUACAAAGAAUUGUUUAUGGAAAUCGUCGAGGAGAAGUCUCGCCUAGCGCUGCAGGAGCACAUGCAUCUGAUCACGUCACCGCUGCAGAUCAUCUGGGGACGAGAAGACCGGGUGCUGGACGUCUCGGGGGCGGCUGUGCUGCAGGCGGCGGUGCCAGGCUCCAGGCUGGAGCUGCUGGAGCACUGUGGCCACUCUGUGUCGCUGGAGCGGCCCAGAAAGGCCGCCAACCUCAUCAUGGACUUUAUAGCUGCGCAGGGAUUCAAUACAGGGGAAGCUAAGAAACGUUCCUGAACAAAAGGCUGUAGCUGUGCUAAUGGAUGUGUUCAGGAAAGAUGAGGAGCAGAGGCUCAAUGAAGAUAAUGAUGCACUUUAACAGCUGUAACCUGUUCUGAACCCGCACAAUGUUGAAAAGAAACUAAAGCAGUCAACAUGAUGUACUUUAAACAUUCAUUCAGAUUUAACUGUAUUUAGGUUUCUCAUUUCAUUUGAAUGAAGGUGUUAUUGUCUUCUGCUGUGAUCUGACUGAACAUUUAACUUCACAAUGCACAAAUAAUACAUUCUGAGUAAGACGUG